This is a messenger RNA of Bicyclus anynana (squinting bush brown), 738 nucleotides long. Its product is annotated as histidine-rich glycoprotein-like. Bases 1 to 738 code for a protein of 245 amino acids. The transcript has a single exon. The record is from RefSeq and is a predicted model, not a curated record. NCBI's taxonomy places the organism in Eukaryota, Metazoa, Arthropoda, Insecta, Lepidoptera, Nymphalidae.
AUGAGGACGCUAGUCGCCCUUGUCUUGUUGGGAUGCGUUGUAGUGACGUGUGUCGGUCGACAGAUCGGCGCUCAGGACUCCGACCUGGAGGCCGCGGCCAGCCACCACAAGGGACACCACCACGAGGAAGGCGGAGGCAAGGAGCAUCACCACCACCACCAUCACGAGCACGGCGAGAAGGGGCACAAGGGCCAUAAGGGGCAUCACCACCACCACAAGGGCGACCACGGCGAUCACCACAAGCAUCAUCACGAAGGUCACCACCACGAGCACGGCGGCGGACACAAGAAGCACUGGGACGAGCACGACCACCACGGCCACCACCACGAGCACGGCCACCACCACAAGGGCGGCAAGCACCACCACAAGAAGCACCACGACAAAGGCGAAGAAACCGAAGGUUACCACAAGAAGUACCAUAAAGACGAAUACCAUAAAGACCAUCACUUCUACGACGAGCAUCACAAGGAAGGAAAACAUCACAAGCACGGCGACCACCACGGCCACCACGAGGACCACGGUGGUCACCACAAGAAGGGCGGCCACCAUGACUCCGGCCACCAUCACCACCACCAUGGCAAGAAAGGACACCACGACAAACAUCAUUACGACGAGGAUCACAAAGGACACAAAGGCCACCAUGGGCACGAGGAGCAUCACCACCACCACCACGACCACGGGAAGAAGGGCGGCCACAAAGACCAUAAGCACUGGGGAUUCCAUCACGGAAAGCACUGA